Lates calcarifer (barramundi perch) is the source of this 3334-nucleotide messenger RNA. It is a transcript of the gene ucmab, whose product is annotated as upper zone of growth plate and cartilage matrix associated b. Gene Ontology annotation, cellular component: extracellular matrix. The transcript has 5 exons. The coding region runs from base 2311 to 2736 and encodes 141 amino acids. The record is from RefSeq and is a predicted model, not a curated record. NCBI's taxonomy places the organism in Eukaryota, Metazoa, Chordata, Actinopteri, Centropomidae. Gene Ontology annotation, biological process: embryonic skeletal system development; regulation of osteoblast differentiation.
GCUCACACACUCAGAGAGGACACACACUUUUAUUAGCAAAAGACAGAGUCAACAAAUUAAAGGCGUCCAAAAAGUCAAUGGAGUUUGGUUUUAAACUGUGUUGUAAAAUGUAAAAUGUGUCACUGCAUCUGUAAAAGUAGAGUAUGAAGCACUGGCAAAAACACUUCUGUUCAUGUGCAUGCUCACCCACACUCGCACACACCCACAACCCGCACACAUACUGGACCAUCAUCUGAUCUGCACUGGGACUCGAGGGAUCAGCCCUGCGUAGCUACAGCUGUUUCACAGCGGGUCAGGUUACCCUGCCACCACCAUCCCCAAGGCCUUCACCAAGGGAACGACCCCACGUCAAAACCAACACACACGAGCACACUGCUGCUGCCGCCCCCACCCACCCCUGUCCCAAAAGCUUCCUUUCCCUCUUGCUGGUACCGGGCUCAACACGAGGCGUUCUGAGUCCGAGGCCGACACACCUCCUGAAGCUCCUGAAUCAUUCACAUCUUGAAAGGAAGCUCAGCAGCUUGUGGCUGUCGAACUGAAACCUGCUCACAGGAAAUGAGCGAAAGUGCUAUGACAGCUCUUUCAUUCAACCAUCAGCAAAACAAAAACUAUAACCAGCAACAAGCAGGACUGCACUCAGUAAUUCUAACCCCUACCUCAGUUCAUUUUCCUAGUACUGGCCACAGUGUUUCUGCUUCACAGUAUCAAAAAAAGAUGGCUCUGAAUGCUUCUUCCCUUAUUUUUUGAUCAGACUAUGUCUUACUCAAGUCAGAUUUUUGACUACUUACAACUUGACAGCUGCUUGACAACAUUUAAUAUUUCAGGUGGUUGGUUUGUUUUGCUAAAUGAAUAAAAUAAACUAUUUAGAAAAACACAGAUUUGAAUACAGUAUUUAAAAGUUGUUUUGGUCUCUGUACCGAAACUCAAAUGUGCACAAUCCUAGUAACAAAGUUUGUUUUCUUGUGUAGGUAAUUAGCUCUAAAUCAGUAUCAUUAAUUAGACUCUCGGCAGAAUCAAAUCAUGAUAUGAUCUCAUGUUGUAAAAAGUUGAAACAAUUAGAUGAUUCAUUGAUUAGUCAGUUGAGAGAAAAUUAAUCACUAGUUCCAAAAAUGAUCCUAUUUGGAUAUUUGCUCUUUUAUCUUAGUCCUCUAUGAUAUUUAACUGAAUAUUUUUGUCAAUUUGAUUGUUUUAUAAGUGCUUUUGCCAGUUUAUAAGAUUUUGCCUCACCAAGACUAAAGCAGUAAUGCAAUAAACUGCACCUUCAUGAAGAUUAUAAUGUACUCAUUGUAUUAGUUUUAGCUAUGUGUACCUAAUACACUGCAGAUAAUGGAAAAUUUCUUUACAAUGAUUUCAGCCUGUAUCUCUCAGCCCCAGUUAACAGUAUUUCUAACAUGUGCUCUGAGUCAGCAGACAUAGAAUGAGGCAGUCAAAACAUAUGUGGCAAUAAAUAUGUAGCCACAUGGGCUCCAGGGUGUUCUCACACCAAAAUGAACUUCCUCAUCUGUUUGCCAUGAGAAUCAACCCUCUCCACAACAAUGAUGUCUUCCUUCUGGACAUCCUGUUAACUUCACACUCACAGUUACACCACCACACAGGUUGACUCCCUAUCAGAACUACAGGAAUUCAUUGAAAGCUGAGAUUCCUAGAAACUGCAGUGUGUCUUUCUCCAACUGUUUCCCAUGCAGGCUGCUGUCCUGGCCUUCCCUACCUACACAACAGCUGACAAGGCUUAAAGCUGUUAAUACCGAUUGUGUGUGUGUGUGUGUGUGUGUGUGUGUCAGAGUUCAGAGACUGGUACAGUCUGCGCAGCUUGUGCUUCAAGUAGAUGAUGAAAAAAAAUAUUUUGGACUAGAAAGACAGGACAUCUCUGAUAUGUGGGUCAGUGAAUGUUUUGGUAGCAACUAUGCAAGACGAUACAUGCAGAGCCGCCGCCAGCCAUAGCCCUGCCUUUUUUUUUUUUAACAACCUCGUACAGUUUAGUGACAACCAAGCAAGCAGCCGACUGUUUGUGUUGCACUGAGAGGAAUUAAAAAACAAAGCAGACACAAAUGUUUAACUCGCACAGGAGGAGAGGAGAGGGGGAGUAGGAGUGAUAAACUAUUAACCGCUCUGAACUUGCUUUACCAUUCAUGUGUGCAGCGUGUAGCUCAUAACCUCACAGUUUGUUUUAGUUAAAUGCGGCCAUUGACCGGUGAAUGGGACAAAGCUCACACAACAAAACGGCUGCAUUCACAUUCACACCGAGAGCUGUGAAGUAAACAUCGCUGCAUUGUUGAGCCCAGUUUUGUUUUCACAAGCAGGUUGGUGGAAAUGUUUCUUGAGUCUCUCACUCACUGGUGCUACUGCUGCUUCUACCGCCGCUUCGUUUCUCUCUGCGUGUCUCCAGAGGCCGACUCUGCAGCUGUGCCCAGCAGCACAGGCAGCGCUAAAGAUCCACAAGCAGGUCCACUGAAGAGGAUUUUCAUGAAGGAGGCUGACGCCUCAAACUUCUUCAGAAGACGCAGCAGACGGGGCGUGAAGUCUCAGGAUGAGAUUAACGCUGAGCAGAGGCUGGUUUUGGCCGCAGAUGAACGGAAAAGAGAAUUUCACGAGGAGAAGAGGAAUGAGUUUGAGAGCCACGCUGAAGAGGAGCAUGAUGAACAAGAUGAGAGGACCAGAGAGAGCACAGAGCAGUGGAGGGAGUUUCACUAUGACGGGAUGCAUCCUCCCCAUGAGUACAACCGUCACGCCAUCUGAGCCAGAGGGGCAGUGAGAGAGGAGGGAUGUGUCAACAGAAUAACAAGUUUUAACUUGUUUUUAAACCUCGAGUUGUUGACAUUGGCUUUUGUUCCUCAUUGUUUGGGCUCCUACUGCUUUAUUUGUAAAAGUAAUAAUAAUAAUAACAUUUUUUUACCCCAUUUUUACACUAUUAUUUUUUUUCUCCAAUAUGUAGAUAAGUAAUGAGGUGAUAACCCUCUUUUUGUCACAAACUGUGCUUGAACAUUUGAUGACAAUGACAAAAUAGGGUAAUAGCCAUACAGUAUUUUUAUUAUCAUUAUACUAAAUAAGUAAAAAUGUUUUAUAUGUUACAGGUCAUGCAUGAAGAAAUCGUUAUUGCUUUUAUUUAGGGCUGCAGCUAACAAUUAUUAUAAUCAUUGAUUAAUCUACAGUUUAUUUUCAUGAUUAAUUGAUCAAUCUUGUCUUUAAAAUGUAAGACAAGAGUAAAAAUUGUGAUGAUGGUGAAUUAACUUCCAACCAACGGUCCAAAAGCGAAGACAGUCAAUUAACUAUUACUGUUUAAACCAGCAAGUAGUCACAUCAGUGAAGUUGAAACUAGUGUCUUUUUUAAAUUAGU